AUGGAGGGAGUGAUGGUGAGUGCUGUCACAGGAGUGAUGAGGCCGCUCCUGGCCAAGCUCGGCACCAUGCUGGAAGAGAAGUACAGGCUGUCCAGAGGCGUGAAGGAUGACAUUUCCUUCUCCAGGGACGAGAUGAGGAUCAUGAACGCCCUGCUCGUGAACCUGACCGGGAUGGAGGAGCUCAACCCGCAGGACAAGGAGUGGCGUGACAUGGUGCGCGACAUAGCCUACGACAUGGAGGAUUGCACGGAUGUCUUUGCCCAUGCAAUCGAUGAGGCCAGCAACAAUACCUGCUGCUGUAUGCGCUGGCUCGAGAAGCUCAAGGUACGCCUCAGCUUCGCGGGCGAGAUGAAGACACUCAAGGCUCGGGUCGUGGACGUAAGCGAUCGCCGCAGAAGAUAUGAAAUUCUGGGUGAGCCCACGGGUCGGCAACCGACUCGUGCCCUUGUGGCCGUUGACCCACGUCUAUGGGCGCUCUAUCCAGACGCCCCUGGCCUUGUAGGCAUAGAUGGCCCCAAGGAGAAGCUCGCCGAGCUGCUGGGAAAGGGGAACACACAGCAGCUUAAAGUGGUAUCUGUUGUUGGGUUUGGAGGCAUGGGUAAGACUACCCUUGCCAACCAAGUUCGUGAUAAGAUCAAGAGUCAAUUUGACUGCACGGCUUUUGUAUCGGUGUCCCAAAUACCCAAUAUGGCCAUGAUUUUAUCAGGAAUGCUCCUCGAAGUUGGGGGCACGCUCCCUUCAGGCCCCAAUGAUGACCGCCUACUCAUUGACUGCCUGAGGGAACAUCUCAAGAACAAAAGAUACCUUAUCGUGAUUGAUGAUCUAUGGACAACAGAAGCAUGGAACACUAUUAGUUGUUCUCUUGUGGAGAAUGAUUGUGGUAGUAGAGUUAUAACAACAACACGUAUUGAAGCUGUAGCUCAGGCAUGUUGUUCUUCCCAUGGCAGUGUCUACAAGAUCAAGCCUCUUAAUGACAUUGACUCAAGGACGCUGUUUCAUAGAAGGAUUUUUCACCCUGAAGAUGCUUGUCCAGAGGAACUUAAGAAUGUUUCUGAUGAAAUUUUAAAGAAAUGUGCAGGGGUGCCAUUAGCCAUACUUAGUGUAGCAAGCAUUUUGGCUAGCCCCGAAGGGGUAAAAUCAAAGGAAACAUGGGAAAAGGUUAAAAAUUAUUUAGGUUUCCAGUUAGAAGGAAACCCUGCUUUAGGGUUGAUGAAACAUGUGCUCAAUCUUAGCUUCAGUGAAUUAUCUCCGGACCUUAAGACCUGUAUGCUAUAUCUUGGUAUAUUUCCUGAAGAUGGGGAAAUAUGCAAGGAUGAUUUGGUGAAGAGAUGGGUAGUUGAGGGUUUUUUUACUGAAGAUUAUGGGCCUUAUGGACCAGAGGAGAUUGCAGAAAGUCAUUUUAAUGAGCUUAUCAAUAGGAACAUGAUCCAAAUAGGCAAGUUGGAUGAGUGUGGGCAUGUCUUAUCUUGUCGGGUGCAUGAUCUAAUGCUUGAAUUUAUCAUAGUAAAGUCAACAGAUGAAAAUUUCAUCACUAUAAUUAAUGAUGUUCACGGUACGAAGAAGGGCCAUCUGGAAGCUCGUCGGUUAUCCCUCCAAGUCAGGAAUUCUGAAUAUAGUCAGGUGCUGGCAGACAUGGACCUGGCAAAAGCUCGGUCAUGUAACUUCUGGGGGCCUUGUGAAUUGGUGCCUCCUCUCUCGAGGUUUCAGCUUUUGCGAGUUCUAUAUCUAUAUAUUGAUCAUCGCGAUCAUUAUUGUUCCAGGGGCAACCAGCAACAGUGUGAUUUGUCUCCGUUACGCGGUCUUUUCCAACUGAGAUAUCUGAGUUUGAUGAGCAGCCACCAUUUUAUGCUAGAUGCUGGUGACUUACCCUCAACGCUGUGGCAUCUGAUUGUUCCGCCAAAUGUGAGGGUGAGUGAGAUUCGCAGGAUGAAAGCCCUCCGAACAUUGGAUAUGUACGAGAUAUUUCUCCAUGAUACACAAAGGUACGAGCAGCGUAUCCAUGGUACCACUAUCACAUAUGUAUGCAGGGAGAUAAAACAUGAGGCGAACAUCAAGGGUCUUGGCGAGCUGACCGAUCUAAGGGAGUUAACGCUUUGUCGAGGUUCAUAUGGCGUGGGGGACACUCUUGAUCUUCUACUCUCUACCCUCUGCAAGCUCCAUAGCCUCCAGUGCCUAACCAUCCAUGGGCAUGGUAUGCAUGAAGAUGCCUUGACUUGGUCCUUAUGGUCCUCUCCGCCACGCCAUCUUCGUAGAUUGCAUGUGCUACCCUGGCCGUUCUCCACUGUCCCAGAUUGGAUCUCCCAACUGGACAAGCUCACAAGUUUGGAAGCUGAACUUGACUCGCUUUCAACGGAUGGUGCCGAGAUUCUUGGCAAGCUGACCUCGUUGGUGCACCUCAGGUUACAUGUCAGGGAGGAGCGUGCUCCCGAUGAAGGCGUUGUCAUCCGCAGAGCAAUGUUCCCCAACCUCAAGAGUUUUUGGUUCAGACACCAGGUGCCUUGCCUCGUGUUUGAGGCAGGGGCCAUACCCCUGCUUCAGAGACUCACUGUGGACUGCUACAUGAAAGUUGUGCGGCAAUCUGAUGGUGUACUUGAUGGCAUCGAGCACCUUGGUAGACUAAAGUCAUGCAAGGUGGAUAUUUACAGUCAACAUCGGUUCAUUCCUUUCUAUGCAGACAGGAGUAGGAAAACCAUUACUGGGGUUUUGCACCGACAGCCACAUCUGUCGGAGGUUCCAAGGUGGGACUUCCGGUCUCUGAAGGGUGCGUUCAGGGAGGCCAUCAACAAUCACCCUGAAUGUCCUGAUGUUACCAUUCAGGAUGCAUAA
Messenger RNA from Triticum turgidum subsp. durum (durum wheat), 2826 nucleotides. NCBI's taxonomy places the organism in Eukaryota, Viridiplantae, Streptophyta, Magnoliopsida, Poales, Poaceae. The record is from the annotation of a GenBank genome assembly.